Equus caballus (horse) is the source of this 1812-nucleotide messenger RNA. RefSeq names its product DExD-box helicase 39A (gene DDX39A). NCBI's taxonomy places the organism in Eukaryota, Metazoa, Chordata, Mammalia, Perissodactyla, Equidae. Gene Ontology annotation, molecular function: RNA helicase activity; ATP binding; RNA binding. Gene Ontology annotation, biological process: mRNA splicing, via spliceosome; mRNA export from nucleus. The record is from RefSeq and is a predicted model, not a curated record.
UCGCGCGGCGGCAGCCGUUGGGCGCCGCGCGCAUGCGCAAGGGGUGGGCCGGCCGUUGGCGCGCGGGGCGCGGGGCGCGGGGCACGCUUCCGGGAGGGGCUGUCAUUGCGGCGGCGGGCCGAGCCCGAGCCGAGGGCGAUCCUGCCGUCCCGGCGGCCCCGGGCUGGUCGGGGAGGGCGCGGGCGUGGCGGGCUUCUCCGAGGCCCAGGGCCCCGCCGCCCUGCGCUGCCGCCGCUGCUGCUGCGGUGUUUGGGGCUCGCGGUGCCAGAGGCUCCGGGCGAAGAGGCUGUUCCCGGAGGGCCAGCUCGGCGGGGCGGCCCGUCCCGGGGCACUCGAGGGCGGGCCGCCGCCUCCCCUCCAGGCCGGCCUCGUUCCGAGCUUUGCGUCCUGUCCGCACCAUGGCGGAACAGGAUGUGGAAAAUGAGCUGCUGGACUACGAGGAGGACGAAGAGCCACAGGCUCCCCCCGAGAGCACGCCAGCUCCCCCCAAGAAAGACGUCAAGGGUUCCUACGUUUCCAUCCACAGCUCUGGCUUCCGGGACUUUCUGCUGAAGCCGGAGCUGCUGAGGGCCAUAGUGGACUGUGGCUUUGAGCAUCCGUCUGAGGUCCAGCACGAGUGUAUCCCCCAAGCCAUCCUGGGCAUGGACGUGCUGUGCCAGGCCAAGUCUGGGAUGGGCAAGACGGCCGUCUUCGUGCUGGCCACCCUGCAGCAGAUUGAGCCCGUCAACGGACAGGUGACGGUCCUGGUCAUGUGCCACACUCGGGAGCUGGCAUUCCAGAUCAGCAAGGAGUAUGAGCGCUUCUCCAAGUACAUGCCCAGCGUCAAGGUGUCUGUGUUCUUUGGGGGUCUCUCCAUCAAGAAGGAUGAAGACGUGUUGAAGAAGAACUGCCCGCACGUCGUGGUGGGGACACCGGGCCGCAUCCUGGCGCUCGUGCGCAACCGGAGCCUCAGCCUGAAGCACGUGAAGCACUUCGUGCUGGACGAGUGCGACAAGAUGCUGGAGCAGCUGGACAUGCGGCGGGACGUGCAGGAGAUCUUCCGCCUGACGCCCCACGAGAAGCAGUGCAUGAUGUUCAGCGCCACCCUGAGUAAGGAGAUCCGGCCCGUCUGCAGGAAGUUCAUGCAGGACCCCAUGGAGGUGUUUGUGGACGACGAGACUAAACUCACGCUGCACGGCCUGCAGCAGUACUAUGUCAAGCUCAAGGACAGCGAGAAGAACCGCAAGCUCUUUGACCUCCUGGACGUGCUGGAGUUCAACCAGGUGGUGAUCUUCGUGAAGUCAGUGCAGCGCUGCAUGGCCCUGGCCCAGCUCUUGGUGGAGCAGAACUUCCCGGCCAUCGCCAUCCACAGGGGCAUGGCCCAGGAGGAGCGCCUGUCGCGCUAUCAGCAGUUCAAGGACUUCCAGCGGCGGAUCCUGGUGGCCACCAAUCUGUUUGGCCGAGGGAUGGACAUUGAGCGAGUCAACAUCGUCUUCAACUACGACAUGCCAGAGGACUCGGACACGUACCUCCACCGGGUGGCCCGUGCGGGGCGCUUUGGCACCAAGGGCCUGGCCAUCACUUUUGUGUCUGACGAGAAUGAUGCCAAAAUCCUCAAUGAUGUUCAGGACAGGUUUGAAGUGAAUGUGGCAGAGCUUCCGGAAGAGAUCGACAUCUCCACAUACAUUGAGCAGAGCCGGUAACCUCGCGCCUGACGGACGGCCCAGGUCCCCCCUGCUCCCCCUCGUGCCACUAGUCCUCCUAGGCAACAGUGGCCUUUCUUUUACCGUUGAAAGCUGUAGAUUUGUGUCAGAAUAAAUUUGUAUUAUGGAA